This is a messenger RNA of Microstroma glucosiphilum, 1166 nucleotides long. RefSeq lists its product as hypothetical. The record is from RefSeq and is a predicted model, not a curated record. NCBI's taxonomy places the organism in Eukaryota, Fungi, Basidiomycota, Exobasidiomycetes, Microstromatales, Microstromataceae. The coding region runs from base 228 to 1040 and encodes 270 amino acids. The transcript has a single exon.
GUGAAGGCGACUCUCACUCCGGCUACAACUCAGAUGCUUCGUCUUCUGCGAGGCGCAAAGGGAAGGAAAGAGCAGUGGAUGAGAGCGACCCAUGGCGACCUCCUUCGGCUGGCGCACAACGAUUAGCUGCCAAUGAAGCCUACGACCGCCGAGGUGCCCACAGUCCUCAGUCUCUUUCACCAGACCAUUCUCGUUCUCCCGAGAGGACAAAGAGAAGCUCAGUCGGCAUGAAGCCAUCAGCAUCCAGACCUAUUGUCACCCCAGGACGAGCAGCCAGUCUUCGUAGACCUGCUCCUCAGACCCCUAAGAUCAUAGUGGCCUCUGGAGAAACAAAUGCUACCGAUGCCAACAAUCCCUUUAUGACAAGGGGAGAAGUGGCCGCUGCGACUGCUGCUGGUAUCGCGGCUGCGAAGGAGAAUGGUAUCGCAUUGCGACAGGUGAACGGUGUUAUACCUGAAGGUGACGAAGACGAAGAUCCCUACUCUACAGACAAGCCUCCGUCUGAGAGGCGACAUACCUCUGAGACGGUUCGGACAGCCACUUCAAAUCUGACUGCCCGCCCCCGGCCCAAUGGCGAUGCAGAUGCAACUCGCAACACCGAAGAGGAAGAAGAGGCAAGGUCUAAGCGUUUCUCCACCUCUUCCAAAUUCCGCGAGAUUGGAUUAGAUUCAACAGACGAUCUCUCCACGAUCGGUCAACGUCGAGACAGUCGACAUGACGACUAUGGGGACUACGACGUCAGUCGCUCCCUCUCACGACCGUACUCGAUGACUUCCCCAGCCGAUUAUGCAGCUCGUCUCGAGAGGGGAGGUAGGACCAGGAGAGAAGAAGAGCUGGCCGAAGAGGAUCGGCGUAUCAUUCGAGAGGGGAGAGGGAGACAGACCUGGUGGACCGAGUGGCUUUGUGGGUGUGGAAGGGUCAUCGAUGAUGACAAUGAACAGGUGAGUAGGCCAGAUGGGCGAGAGGCUUGUUUUUUUGAGUUCUUUGGAGGAAGUGAGACUGACGGAGCCCGCUCCACACCCUACUUUGCAGACUGGUAAGACGGGCCCGGAGUAAGCGAGCUGGGCUCCCUCUAUGGCCAUCGCACGGGCGCCGAGCUCUCAAUGCCACGGAGAAGUAGUCCUCUUUGUCAUAGCACCUCAACAGAAUUCCCGAACUCUCAAUGC